Penicillium chermesinum is the source of this 720-nucleotide messenger RNA. RefSeq lists its product as uncharacterized. The coding region runs from base 1 to 720 and encodes 239 amino acids. Gene Ontology annotation, biological process: reciprocal meiotic recombination. The transcript has 4 exons. Gene Ontology annotation, cellular component: synaptonemal complex. Lineage: Eukaryota; Fungi; Ascomycota; Eurotiomycetes; Eurotiales; Aspergillaceae. Gene Ontology annotation, molecular function: ubiquitin protein ligase activity. The record is from RefSeq and is a predicted model, not a curated record.
AUGGAAUGUGCAAGUCGCGCAUUAGCAUUCUGGGCAUACCAGAGUACUCAAGAGGUACUCUACCAGGAAUACCUCGGAAAGAGUCUUACGGACAAGUAUACUAAGCUCAAUGUGCACCUGGACAAGGUCGUCCACAAUGCAAAUUCAGAGAUCUCUGCCUUGCACAGUAAAGUGGCUGAGAUGCAGACGGCUCAGGAACAGCUGCAAUCUAAAAACCAGGAACUGGCUGACCUCAACCGCGAGAAGUCCAAGAAACUAUCGCAGAUGACCAACCUUUACAACCUCUUGAAGGCACGGGCAAUGCGGUCUCGCAUGGAGAUAGCCGCUUCUGACGAUGUAACCCAAGCAUUAAGAACCCUCAACACAACCACCAGCAAGGAGUCUACCGAAUCUAUACGCCUACCAAAUGCCCCUAUGCGUGGUCCUCAGCAACAGUCGAUACCUGUGAAGAUACCUGUGAAGAUACCUGUGAAUAGCGAAGGGGUCGAACAACUCCAUAGAUAUCAACGAAGCGCCACAGGGAGCUCUAGGCAUGUGAGCAAGACUCCAACGACUCUGUCAAGAGGAGCAGCUCCCCGUUACUCGCUACCAAGUCUUCAAAAAGCCGCUCCUCCUGCGAGGCAACAACAUCGAACUCGUCUUUCAAAUACUGGUCGGGUCGGCACAGCCAUAUCAGGACUACCUCCUCAUGACGAGAUUGUAGCGCGGUUUGGAAAUUAG